Molecule: messenger RNA, 1272 nt
Organism: Colletotrichum higginsianum IMI 349063
Lineage: Eukaryota; Fungi; Ascomycota; Sordariomycetes; Glomerellales; Glomerellaceae
Product: C6 finger domain-containing protein
Exons: 2
Coding region: 1-1272 (423 amino acids)
Biological process (GO): regulation of DNA-templated transcription
Molecular function (GO): zinc ion binding; DNA-binding transcription factor activity, RNA polymerase II-specific
Source: RefSeq, a predicted model, not a curated record
AUGCGGAUGCCCGCCAACGAAAAUACCGUCGCCGUCGCCGCCGCCGCCGUCACCGUUGCGGCCGACAACCGGCCGGCUGCCGCCGCCGUCGCCGCCGCCGAUUCCGCUCUUGUUUCUUCAUCCCCUUCCGAGGCGGCUCAUCGGCCUGCUCCCGCCACUUCUGCUUCCAUCGCUGCUGCGCUUCCUCCUCCUCCUCUUCCUGCUCCUCCUCCUCCUCCGCCUCCUACGUCAGUCCCAUUCAUGCCGUUGACGUUGUCUCGCUUGUCGCGCCAUGACGCCGCCCUAGUUGCUGGCCGUCUCGAACCUUAUUCAUUUACUACCCAACAACACCCGCCGCCGCCGCCAACCUACUACCGCCGGUUGGCUGCGGCUCCAGGUCCGGGUCCCGGUCCGGGUCCCGGUCACGGUCCCGGUCUCAUACCAGGUCCAACUUCGGCUCCAAAACCUUCUCCAAACCUAACUCAAGGCCCGGCACCACCCUCAACCGCCGCAUCUUCUGCCGCCCGCCAUGGCGCGUUUAGAUUACCUCCGUCGCCUUCGCCCACUCCUUCACAUCCCAACACCUUCAACCUCGCCGGCCAUGAGAGGAACCACAGCAGUUCAAGCUUCGCCAGCACCAGCAACAGCUUUGCCGCCACAUCAGCACCGCGCCCCGACACUUCUCAGCCCGGCCGCUGUUCCGUCAUGGCCCUGCAAAAUGUCUUGUGCGACCCGGACGACGACGUAAUCAUGACUUCGUCGCGCUCUAGUCACCCACCCACACCACCUAAUCUUGAUGCCCUCAACGCCCCCACCACAACAGCAUCCGCUCCCAUCUCUCCAGCUUCGGAUCCGCUCGAGACACCUGCUUUUGUGGCGCGUCCGAAUCCUUCUCACGUGGUCAUGACCACUCGGCCUCAGCUGCAUACUCCUCACACCCAACACAAUGAACCUGGCUGCAAGACAUGUCAGAUCCGCAAGAUGCCAUGUGACGAAGGUCGUCCCUCAUGCCAAAAUUGCUCACGCAUGGGCAUCCAUUGCUUGGGCUACUUCACUCCGAGUCAUGCCAACGCCCAACAGGUUCCGGACCGCUCCGUACCCAGCGUGAGUGCUAACGCCAAACGCCAGGACCAAGAAGAGUAUCUGUUCUUUCUCCUCGAUCACUACCGGCAUACCAAGCGCCACUGUAUGUGGGAGCUUAUCACUCUUGAUUUCAACGAGCACUUCUCUUGUAACAUGCGGAAGGAGGCCUUGCAGAUGAUCAAACGACGGCGCUUCAAGGAUAAAGAGUAA